AGACAAGGGACACUUUCUCCUCUAUGGCACCUGAUCCUUCUCUAAUGUUUUUGGAGGUCCAUGUCUGCUCUACUCCCGAUUCAUAUUGCUGCUAUUAUGGAACAAAGUGUGGACGUGGACGAGAUCUGGCGAGCCUUACGGCCCUGGGGUCGCUAUCAGGUCAGACAACUGUGUUUUAUGUGGGCUGCUAUGAUUCCCUGCUCCUUCCAUCUUCUUUCGAUUGUUUUCAUAGGAUAUCGACCAGAUUUCCGGUGUGCCACUACAUCACCUCCAGAUAAUAAAACUUGGAACGCCUCGGCAUUUUACGCAACAUAUGAUAAAUGUUCAGUGACGUUGUCCUCAAACCUGACAAAUUCUUCAAGUACGACGUCUUCUUGUCCCAAUGGUUACAGCUAUAAUGAAUACAAUGACAUAUCGUUUGUAACUGAGUGGGAUCUAGUUUGUGAUGAGUCAACAAAGUUGGACAUCUCGCAGGCCCUUUUGCUCCUAGGACAAGGUUUUGGCGGGCUUCUGUGCACUGGCCUCUCUGAUAAAUUCGGUAGAAAACGGGUCCACAUCAUAUCCCAUAUAUCGCUCCUCCUUCUGUGCAUUGCUACAGCUGUUAUUCCAUCGUAUACAGCACUUGCCGUUCUCAGAUUCCUCACAGGCGCCGCCAUUGAGGGCCUGUUGUUAUCAAGCGUGACGCAGUAUGUAGAGACACUUCCGGAGGAGUGGCGAUUCUGCGCAGAAGUGAUGGGGUUGGUCUGGUGGACCACUGGAAUCGUUCUGUUAACGCCUUUGGCUUACCUUAUGUAUGGGUUUUCUUGGAGAUACCUACAGCUUCUGCUGGCCUUACUUUCUCUCUACAGCCUCGUAGAAUAUUGGCUUUUUGAUGAAUCUCUAAGAUGGCUAAUGGCAAAUGGUCAUUUGGAAGAAGCAGAAAAAGUAGUACGAAAGGCUGCUAAAAUGAACAAAAAGAAUUUUGACAAAGUCAUUAGUGAAGCCAAAGCAAAAACAAUAGAAUUAGAAAAUCUGAGUGGCAGCAAAAAGGAAAUAGAAAAGGUAUCGGCGGACCCAGAAGUUCUUAUUGAAACUUACAAUCCAAGAAAUACAGAGGUGAAGAAAUAUGGCAUGUUUGCUAUUCUUAAAGACCGAGUGAUUCUCAUCAAUUCUGCCAUUAUUUGGCUUACUUGGUUGACGAAUAUCUUGACUUACUACGGAUUGAAUCUUAUAUCAACCACUCUAUACGGAAACCGCUUUGUCAUUUUCUUCUUUCUUGGGGCCAUAGAAUAUCUGUCGGCUUUGGCCGAAUUUAUUCUUUUAAACAGAAUUGGUCGCAGAAGAACACUCUUUCUUCUUCUCGCGACAUCCGGGGUUUCUCUUCUGGUAGCUACACUGCUAUCGAUGUUCAGAGGUGAUAGUGAAGCAUUAGGUCACCUGUCCACAUUUUUGGUUUUGGUAGGAAAGUUUGGUAUAACAGGCUCGUUUAGUUCCACAUUCUUAUAUACAUCCGAAAUAUAUCCCACUAAUCUAAGAAAUGCUGGAUAUGGUUACGCGUCCAUUUUUGCCAGAAUCGGUGGAAUAUUAGCGCCAUUUUCUGUGUCUUUACACUCCUACGUGGCGUGGGGUCCUGGUGUGGUAUUCAGUGUUAUGUGCUUCCUCUCCGCCAUUUUGAUUCUCAUGCUACCGGAAACACGUGGACGUGAACUUCCUACGACAAUAGAGGAACUAAAAACAUGGUACAAGGCUAAUAGCGGAAUACGUAGAUGUGGUACAACGUCCAGCGAAAGCCUAUGAGAAAUCAAAUGGAAAUCAGUGGUUUAUUUGUACAUUG
Molecule: messenger RNA, 1813 nt
Organism: Saccostrea cuccullata (small rock oyster)
Lineage: Eukaryota; Metazoa; Mollusca; Bivalvia; Ostreida; Ostreidae
Product: organic cation transporter protein-like
Exons: 11
Coding region: 61-1776 (571 amino acids)
Biological process (GO): transmembrane transport
Cellular component (GO): membrane
Molecular function (GO): transmembrane transporter activity
Source: RefSeq, a predicted model, not a curated record